Molecule: messenger RNA, 1407 nt
Organism: Enterobius vermicularis (human pinworm)
Lineage: Eukaryota; Metazoa; Nematoda; Chromadorea; Rhabditida; Oxyuridae
Source: the annotation of a GenBank genome assembly
AUGUGGGAUUCUACUGUUUUGUGUUUCAAGGCUGAGCCAUCAAGUACUAAUAAAGAAGCAGUAACUCCUACCGUCCCUCCAAGAUGCAAAAAGCGUCGCGUUGCUGAAUUGAAGUGCUCUGAAGUGAGGUGGUUUUACAGAAGAAUUGGAGAGACGAAGUGGACGGCAUUCAGAGGUAGAGACUCACUUUUUCUUGAAGUGUGCUGGAGAAAAAACAAUAGCGUCGAGUUAGACAGUGUUACGAAAAAGCACUUAUCUUUAUUAAAACAUUGCGACAAUUUAACUUCAGUAGUCGUUCUGGAUGGCCAUUACAGAAGCAAUAAUGACUUCAGUCUUGUGUCCGCUAUUUAUUGGAAAGAUGACGAUAUAGAAAUUAGACGAGGAACUUGGUUUUUAUUGGACACCCUCCAACCAAUUACGCCUGAAUUAGCAGAACCAAUCGAAAAGCAUCAUUUGCGCUAUUUUAGUCUUCAGGUUAUUCCCGACUCCCCAGUAUUCUCAGAAAAAGAAGCGAGUAGGAAACCAGUUUUAACGGAGCUUAAAUUGGAUGACCAAUCGGAAGUUAAAUGGAACUCUGUAAUAGAUAUUGUCUUGUACAACACUUCGAAAACUAGUCGGUUUUUGCGGUACAUAAGUUGGGGAAGAGGUACUUUUUUGAAACGUGGCUAUGAAGAAGCCGAUUGGAACGAUGGUGGGAGAGAAAUCAGUCACUUGAUAUUUGUUGUGCAUGGUGUUGGUCAGAAAGGAUAUGAAAGCUUGAUCGCACGGAAUACUGAACAAGUACGUAGCACUGUGUAUACACAUAUGGAAAGAAAUUAUCCAGAUGAGAAGUCGCGCCCUAUGAUUUUGCCUGUUGAAUGGCGAACUUCCCUCGUUUUAGACGAUGGAUUAACCGAUUUAAUAACUCUUCCGAAAAUGUCCAGUGUUAGACGAAUGUUGAAUUCGACAGUUCUUGAUAUCAUGUAUUACCAGUCACCACUUUAUAGAAAGGAGAUCAUGGGAGGAUUGGUCAAGUCGCUCAAUAAAGCGUACAAUCUUUUUAUCGAGCAUCAUCCAGAUUAUUCAGGUCCCAUUUCACUGUUCGCUCAUUCCCUUGGCUCUGUAAUGUGUUAUGACAUUCUGACUAAUUGGUCGCCGCUAACGCUCUACGACACGUUUGUUUCUAACGCCGUUGUAAGAUUAUUUUGUGACAUUAAUGCAGAUGCUUUGCAAGAAUUUCAAGCAGCUAGAAAAAGUGAUUUAAUUUAUACUUCGAAGUUGUUCUGGGGCUUUAAGGUCACUAAUUUGUUCUGUAUUGGAUCCCCGCUAGCCGUUUUUUUGAUUAUGCGUGGCGCAAAGUCAGUACUUGGCGAACGGAACAAAAUUCGUCGCUUGUUUAAUAUUUUUCAUCCCUACGACCCCGUGGUA